This is a messenger RNA of Clupea harengus (Atlantic herring), 8993 nucleotides long. It is a transcript of the gene tmem63bb, whose product is annotated as transmembrane protein 63Bb. Gene Ontology annotation, cellular component: plasma membrane. Gene Ontology annotation, molecular function: nucleic acid binding; calcium-activated cation channel activity. Lineage: Eukaryota; Metazoa; Chordata; Actinopteri; Clupeiformes; Clupeidae. The record is from RefSeq and is a predicted model, not a curated record.
UCCUAUCCAAGCCUGGACCAGGGUGUUGAAGUGCAUAACGGAAGUCUGUCACGGGUGGCCACCUAGCGUCAGCAGCGUGCUUCUCAAUGGAACAUAUUAAGCCUCCAGUUACUGGUAUUUAUAUUCUCAGAGCGUCCUCGAAUAUUUAUUUUGCAGUUAAGUUCACACUGACAGAGAAAACCAACCGACCCUUUUUUUUCUGAACGAGUUAUCACAACGCAUUUGAGGACAUCGGUGGACGAAGCCUUAUCAUUGAGCAGACGCAAACUAGCGAAUGCGAGAGUCUGCUUUCUGACGCGACUCGUCAUUUGCUCUUCAGCCUUGCCUAGUUGGAUUUGUAGCCUAAGGAUUUAUCUCGUGUGGGAUAUUGUCAUUAGAGCAAAGGAGACAACACACUCGGAAGACGCAAUCUUAUCAACAGGCAUCCCUCCCUCAGCAUGUGGCAGUGAGCCUCUCCUGCAUCUCCCCCACUAACUGCUUUGCCCCGUGGGGUAGACCAGUCCGAGCGGCACCCCGCCGCACCAGACCCUCCAUCGGAGGAGGAAGAGGAGAAGAGGGGCGAAGAGGAAGAGGGGUGGUGGUUGUGAGGGCUGCGGGGAGCGCCGAGCGUGCGCCCUGGGGCCGUCGGGAUGGGGAUCCUGGACGCCCACAGCUGUGUGGGCCGGGCCAGUUGCCACAGUAACUCCUCCAAGGAGUACUGCUACUCGGCGCGCAUUCGCAGCACUGUGCUGCAGGGGCUGCCCUUCGGAGGCGUGCCCACCGUCCUCGCCCUCGACUUCAUGUGCUUCCUGGUGCUCCUGUUCGUGUUCUCCAUCUUGCGGAAGGUGGCCUGGGACUACGGCCGGCUGGCGCUGGUGACCGAUGCCGACAGUAGGAGGAGGGAAACAGAUAACUAUGAACCUGUGGAAAGUAGGAGGAAUGAAACAGAAAACCAGGAACCGGUGGAAAGCGUGGCCUCUGCUAUGCACUCGGAGACGCCGGACCGGUACGAGCGCCUCACCUCUGUCUCCAGCUCAGUGGAUUUCGAACAGCGGGAUAAUGGCUUCUGUUCCUGGCUCACUGCCAUAUUCAGAAUAAAGGAUGAGGAGAUCCGUGACAAGUGUGGUGAGGACGCGGUGCACUACCUUUCCUUCCAGCGGCACAUCAUCGGCCUGCUGGUGGUGGUGGGCGUGCUCUCUGUGGGCAUCGUGCUGCCAGUCAACUUCUCUGGAGAUCUGCUGGACAAUAAUGCCUACAGCUUUGGCCGAACAACAAUAGCCAACCUAAAUUCGGGGAACAACCUGAUGUGGCUGCACACGUCCUUUGCCUUCAUAUACCUGCUUCUGACGGUGUACAGCAUGCGCCGGCACACAUCCAAGAUGCACUACAAGGAAGACGACCUGGUCAAACGCACUUUAUUCAUCAACGGCAUCUCCAAGUAUGCUGCAGAGCUCCACAUAAAGCAACACUUUGAACAGGCCUAUGAGAACUGCACGGUGCUAGAAGCCCGCAUCUGCUACAAUGUGGCCAGACUCAUGGCCCUCAAUGCUGAGAGGAAGAAGACGGAGCGCAGCAAGAAGUUCUUCACGGACCUGAUGUCGAAGGAGCACGUGCCCACCAUGAUCAACCCAAAGCCCUGCGGUCACCUCUGCUGCUGCGCCAUCACAGGCUGUGAAGAGGAAGAGGCGGUGAGCUUCUACACCAACAGGGAGGCCAAGCUGAAGGAGGAAUACAGGAAGGAGAAGGAGAAAGUGAACACAAAACCGCUUGGCAUGGCCUUUGUCACCUUCCAGAACGAGUCCAUGACUGCCAUAAUCCUGAAGGACUUUAACGCGUGCCGGUGUACGGGCUGUCAGUGUCGUCCUGAGCCCCGCACCUCCCCGUUCAGUGAGAGCCUCCACGUCUACAACUGGAGUGUCACCUACGCCCCUGACCCACAGAACGUGCGCUGGGAGCACCUCUCUCUGGGCGGCGUGGUCUGGUGGAUCCGCUGCUUCAUCAUCAACGUCAUCCUCUUCCUCCUCCUGUUCUUCCUCACCACGCCCGCCAUCAUCAUCUCCACCAUGGACAAGUUCAACGUCACCAAACCCGUUGAGUAUCUCAAUAACCCCAUCAUCACUCAGUUCUUCCCCACCCUCCUCCUGUGGGCCUUCUCCGCCCUGCUGCCCACCAUUGUCUACUACUCCGCCUUCUUCGAGGCUCACUGGACACGGUCGGGGGAGAACCGGACCACCAUGCAUAAGUGCUACACCUUCCUCAUCUUCAUGGUCCUACUGCUGCCCUCACUAGGACUCAGCAGUUUGGAUGUCUUCUUCCGCUGGCUCUUUGACAAGAAGUUCUUGGCCGACGCCACUGUGAGGUUUGAGUGCGUCUUUCUCCCUGACAACGGAGCGUUCUUCGUGAACUACGUCAUCGCCUCGGCGUUCAUCGGGAACGCCAUGGACCUGCUGCGUAUCCCAGGUCUCCUGAUGUACAUGAUCCGCCUGUGCCUGGCCCGCUCGGCAGCAGAGAGGCGCAACGUCAAACGGCAUCAGGCCUAUGAAUUCCAGUUUGGCGCCGCCUAUGCCUGGAUGAUGUGUGUCUUCACCGUCGUCAUGACGUACAGCAUCACAUGCCCAAUCAUAGUUCCCUUCGGUCUGAUGCACAUGCUCCUGAAGCACCUGGUGGACAGGUACAACAUGUACUACGCCUACCUGCCCUCCAAGCUGGAUAAGAAGAUCCACUCGGGGGCCGUCAACCAGGUGGUGGCUGCCCCCAUCCUCUGCCUCUUCUGGCUCCUGUUCUUCUCCACCGUCCGCAUAGGGUUCCUGGCACCCACCUCCAUGUUUACCUUUGUGGUGCUCAUCAUCACCAUUGUGGUGUGCCUGUCGCACGUCUGCUUCGGACACUUCAAGUACCUGAGCGCGCACAAUUACAAGAUCGACACCAAGGACACGGACGCAGACGUAGUGGAAAAUGGCAGACCGGUGCGCACAUCACCGAUCAUCAAGACAGCCCAGCAACAGUCCUAUAUCGCCCAUGUGCUGCAGGACCCCAAUGCAGAGGAGACAGGUGGCGCCAGCGGCGAGGAGGACGGCCAGGGGUCCUCGCAGGACGAGGAGCUGAUCAACGGCGGCAACAGCCUGAACGAGGCAGACUUCCAGUCCGGGGAGGACAGUCUCCUCGCCAACGAGGUCCACCACUGACCAGGAAGGAGGAGAAGAGAGAUGGAGAGAAGGAAAGAAGACAGGAGAGAGGAAGAGGGGAGAAGACAGCACUGGAGUGAUGGAGUGAUCCACUGGACGAGGGGGGGGCAUCUUGAACCAUCGGCACAGAUGGAGGGUUUCAAACACAACACCAACAUGGAGGCAAGAAUGUUCUUGUGCAAUUCUUCUGCUACUCAGUCACAUGCAAGCACAAAAGCAGUGCACAUAAACCACUUCCUCUGACCGAUCCUCUCACCUACAUUCUCCCAGUAGAUUAAACACUAGGGUGUGCAUACACACACACAGAGAGAGAGAGAGAGAGAGAGAAGACUGCCUCUACCCUCUGUGCCGCUUGCUGGCCCUGGGCAGACAUGCGUUGUGCCGACAGGUCUUGAUGACCUCAUCAUUGUGAGUCGUGAGUGUGAGAUUGUUCACUGGAGGCCUUGUGCUGUACUUACUAACUCUCUCAUACACACACACACACACACACACACACACACACACACACACACUUUUUAUUUAUCAUGUCAAUACUACAGCUGUUGUUUACCCAUAGCAAAGUCCAAGCACAACCGCACAUAAAACAUGAAAGACUCAAACCACAAAGAAAGAAAGAAAAAACUGAAAAUCUUUGACUCUCUUCAUCCAACUUUAUUCAUCGCUGUCCAAGUUCUUGUUCUUGUACAGGAACAACGAAAGUCCUUGAUGUUCAGGGCAGUUAACCUACUAAAGUCAUUCGGCUUGGAUGCCACAGAGUAGAGACCCCGGGCAACUUACCCAUAAGGCAUUGGGAGAAAACAUUCAGUCAUCUUUCAUGAAAACAAAUAAAUAAAUCCAUGUGUAAAAACAGAGACAAGGCCUUAGCAGCCAUUUUGACUCUAAGCACACAAACAAUGAACAUUCUCUCAUCCUCUGAAGAAAAAGAAUGCCUCAAAAAUGGACAUCACUUCCUCUCAAAAAUGAAACUUUUUUGUUGUUUGUUGUUUUGUUUUUGUUUGUUUGUUGGUUUGUUAGCACUCCUGAAUCAGUAUUUUAUUUAUCCGUGCUGCUGUACUGGCUAUACUUAUACAAUUGCUAUUAACCUUGUGUGUGUGUGUGUGUGUGUGUGUACUGCGUGUGUCUUUGGUUAACCCAGUUUCAGUCUCCUAUCAGGCAUUCCAAAGGAAUGAAAAAGUGCAAUAGUGAAGGAGAAGAGAAAGAAGAGCCAAAAUGGUGGACCAGGUCACCCAAUGAAUCUCUGUCUUGUCCCAAUCUUCCACCAAGCUUGUCUCCCUCCGAUUUAAGGAACUGGUGGUCUUAUAAUUAGAAAGUCCUCUUCCGACAGAAGAUUAACUUAAGUCAGUGUGCCUCUGACGAAUGAGGGAUCCAAAAGGAAAAGGGACAUCGGAGACUGCUUCGUCAGACACAGCUGGCCAGGCUGCCUAGAGACUCGGACUGGAGUGUCCAUGGUGGACGUCCGUAUGUCCUAAGGGACAAGCUGUAGUCAGCACACAUGACUAUAGUCAGAAUCGUUCUCGAUAUAAAUUGAACAGCCCACCUCUGUUUCCCUCCACUUCUCCUGUCUGAUCCCCCAUGGAUAUUGCUCUAGUCAUCUCAGUGUUUAUCAGUGUUGUGUCGACCCUACCAUUCCUAACGACUGUAGCUGGAUUUCACUUCUGACUUCCUCCUGAGUCUACCACAACAUUUGAUUUAGACUGAAGAAGAAACAACAAAAACAUAGACAUUUUGACAUUCAAAACAGUACUUUAACAAACCAAACAAUGCCCUGCUGAAGUCAUAAGAACUACAUGUGUUCAUUCUUCUUGGGCCACAGGCUGGUCUCCAUGAAUGGAGUAAAAAAAAAAAAAAACCUUUCUUUGAAAAAAAAAAAAAAAUAGUAUUUUGCAUUUUCUGUGAUUAUAUCUGUUGCUGGUUGAUGUAACCACCACGUCCGGGUUCAAGCAAGGCUGUCACACUUAACCCUGUGAUGGGAUUCAAGAAAGCACAUUAAACUUCGUGGUACUGACGUUUCUCUGCAUAGUUUAUUCUGCGGUUCAAAUAUUAACCACGACAAGAAAUCCACAAAAUACAUCUGGUGCUCUAAAUCAUUGACUUAACACCUAACGCUUGGAGCUGCCCGUUAACACACAUACAUUUCCAAAAGAAACACAACAGCAAGAGACACUUUAUUCACUAUCUGAUACACAAACAAAACCCAUUAUGGAAAUAAAAUGUAGAAUACAACACAUUAAUUAACAACCAAACCCAUGUUAACUGUCCCUGCUUAGUCUCAGCUUACACUGCUUGACCUAAAACGCAGCCCUCUUGUUCAUGAACUGGAUUUGUUUAAUGCAUGGGACCAUAUUACGGACCUUUUGUCUUUUGUGACAACUUGUGAUUAUGAACGGCAUGAUUUGCCCAGCCGUUGAUCGACCGUUACACCGACUACUGCUUUAGAUACUAACUCAUUUGGCCGACAACUUAUCAUUUCAUCAUCAUGGUAGGCGCACGAUUCAGUCACUCAAGUCUAUUCAAUGGUCGGGGCUAAUCCCCUAGCCUUAGCACCUAGCGCCAUUAAGCAUUUCUCAACAAAGAUGUUUUUUUUUUUUACAUGAAAAACAUAAUUUUUAAACGCACAGUCUUCAAUAAACCUCUUUGACGCGCUACUGGCUCCUAAGCUAGCACAUUGGUGUGAAGAAUGCACAUGAAUUUUCAAAACUGUGAUGGGAUUCAAGAACGCACAUUAAACGCCAUGGGGCUGACUUUUCACUGCACAGUUUAUUCUGCAUUAAAGCCAUUAUUCACGUCCUGUUCCCAUCACACCCCAGAAGUGCCCCCUAGUGGCCUGGAUAGUCACCUCCAUGAAUGAUUUAAAUCGUAUUGUUCACAGUAAAAAUCAAAUCAAACGAAUCAAAAGCGGUGUCUUUUGAGAAUAACAUUUUUCUACUUAGCCCUCAUUUAACACCCUUCUACAGUGACAGGCGGGGACAAGUAAACCGAAAGAGACAAAGAUUUGUCGGUUUCGCUGUACUCCUAGCUCGUGUAGACUUCAUCAAGCUAGUAAUCGUUCAAGACGUACUCCCACAACUGCCACUUCCCUGUGGACUCCACUAACUGCCUGUCUGGACUGUGAGGUAGAGAGGGUGGUGGAGUUGACGGUCGGGGCAAGACAAAGACUCACUCACAUUUGGCGAUGACACGAUGUCACUGAGUUUUUGUGGUGACAUGUUCUGUGUAGCAAAGACUGAUGCAUUGAGGGAUUUCUCAAUACUGAUGGAUUCACAACAGUUUAGGCUUGGCUGUUGAAGUCCAGUUUCCAUUCUUGUGCAAGUCUAAAGAUUUUGAUUUAAAAAUGGCAAAAAAAUGUAUUAAAAAAAAAUAAUAAUGUUUUAAAAUGAAAUUGUGAGUAAUCACGUUGUGCUUGACAAUGUUUGUCAGCUGGUGCCUGUUGUUUUUUUUUUUUCUUCUAUUUUUUCCCUUUUUGUUUUUUUUUUUAUAUGAAGAGAUAGACAGGAUUGUUGCAGGUAGUUUAUUAUGAAGGAAAUGAAGAGUGUGCUUUUCUGACUGGUUAGAAGAUGUCUGUUGGCACAAACUUAGGCCUGUCCUUAAAAGUAUUUGUUUGUCUUCACAAUCAGCGGCACAUCGGAGACAAAGAGAUUUCACGCACCUACGGGAAAACCUUUUUAUGUAACCGUAGAAUCAAAAGAGGUGUUAGAGAGCAACUUUAUCAAACUGUUGUGUCACGAUGUGUGUGUGAGGGUGAGAGAGAGAGAGAGAAAUUGCUAGUUAGACAUGUAGGUAAUUCUGUAGCCUUGUGAUGAAAGUCCUUCAAACGGCAGUUGAAGGACAGAGAACAGUAUUGUGUUGACAGAGCCAAUGAUUAGCUAAGCUUCAGGCUGAUUCUGUUCAUUAAGUUGAGGCGUUGUUGUAACAGCUACUGUUUUUAUUAUUAUGGAGGGAUGCUGAACCAUGUCAUUGUGCACUCAUGUCAGUUGUGACCACGUGACCACAUUUGUUUUGCCAAAACAAAGAAGCUGCCUCCAGUCCCCGAGGCCCAAGCUAUUUUCACACCAGCUGGUGCAGAAGAGGGAUAUAACCGAUGUGUGUACAGGCUAUGCAUUUGUACUCGUAACGAGACGUAGACGUGAGGCUACAAAGGACAUUGAGUGAUUUUUGUUUUUUUUUGGAACUUUAUGUCACUGAAACUCUGUGGCUGCAGCAGACGCCAACACACUUCUGUAUACAGGUUAGUACCAGUGAAGGUCCGCUAGAGGGCGCUGAAUACAUGCUUGUUCUUUUAUGUACCACUGCUGUUAAGUGUUGCUGAGGAUAAAUGCCUCGCUGAAAAGCUGUGAAGGUUUAUAGUAAAAGGAUGUUUUACUGACCCGCUCAAGGAACAUGCAAUAUUCCCAAAAGGGUAGCUGCCUCCGGGACGGACUUGGCCCAGUUUAGGGCCAGACUCGCUCCUUAACCGGCUGCUACCUUAGUUGAUAGUUGUGGAUUCAGCAGAUACAGGUACCAUUCAGCACAGUGACUUCUUGAACAGUCUCAGGUGUCGUGUAUUUUCAUUGAAAUGUUUACAUCUCAGUGUUCUUUCAUUUGUUUUUGUUGUUUUAUAUUUGUGUGUGGAUGUGAUGUGCUUUUUUUAUGUUUGGAGACACCACAAAGCUAAACUAUGAAAGCUGUAGCUACGUGUGCUGCUGUUGGCACCAGCUGUGUAAAAUCAGAUACCAUGCUUCAAUGUAAAUCUGCUCUUUUGUAGUUUAUUGUAGCCGUGUCAGUGUCGUAGCUACGUGCUGGAGACCUUCAAGCGGAUAUGUGUCUUAGUUCAUCCGUUUUGUUUUUCCUUUAUCUGUUUGACUAUUUCUCCAGUGGCCGGCCGCUCACAUUCACUUAAUGUACCUCAUCCUAAUUGUGCACACAGAUAUGGAUUUACUAGCUUUGAACAUUGGUUUUUUUAUUAUUAUUAUUAUUAUUAUUAUUAUUAUGAUUAUUUCUCAUAGUUCUAUAUCUUUCCAGAGGGCUGAUUUCUAGUCUCUCAAGAAGAUUACAGCUGCUCUGCUACUGAGCAGUACAUAUAACUUGUGAUUUUUUUCCUUUUCCUUUACCUGACAGAAAUAUAUAGGAGCCAAUGUCUAUUUGAAGUAGCCUUUGAGACUGAAAUAUGGCAGGUGAGCAGAGGUGGCAAGGUUAUUUAUCGUCCUCAAGACUGACUGGAUUGUUGGUUUUUUUUUAUCGCAGUUCAUCACUCUUUCUUCCUCUCUUUCUUUUCUUGUCUAUUUUUGCUUGUUACUUUAAAACCAUUGUUUGGGCGUUGAAGCUGUGAAGUAAAGAAUGUCUUUUAGCCCAGGAUAAAUGGGGAAACAUCAAUGGGCCUAGCCUACUGAGAAAUAAGAACCAGCAUUGGUUUGGUAAGAUUUGAAAUGAGUGGCUGUUAAUACCUUUGUACAUACCCUGCACUGCCGCGCUAUCAGAGCAAGGCAAAUGGUAGUGUGAUACAUAGGACGUAUGUACAGUUUUUAAGACAUCGGUUUGGACGUCUGAGUCGAUGUGUAAACUAGGGCCACAUUUUGUCUCUACAAUUCUAUGCUAACGUUUAUGCUAGCUUCCCACUAAACGUGCUGUAGGAAAUCUAGUAGUUCAAUUUAAUGCUGUAGAUUUGUUGGGCUGUGUGUAUGUAUGAGGGUGUUACGUAUGUGUGUGUGUGUGUGUGUGUGUGUGUGUGUGUGUGUGCGCGUGCGUGUGUUUUAUGUGUGUUAUUUAUUUUACCUUUUGGUCCAAAGGUUGUCUUUAUGGUGAAAACAUUUGUCAAACUCAGUUCCUUGAAUAAAAAUGGUAUUCAUCCUUAAA